This is a messenger RNA of Aspergillus niger, 255 nucleotides long. RefSeq lists its product as hypothetical. The coding region runs from base 1 to 255 and encodes 84 amino acids. The transcript is spliced from 3 exons. NCBI's taxonomy places the organism in Eukaryota, Fungi, Ascomycota, Eurotiomycetes, Eurotiales, Aspergillaceae. The record is from RefSeq and is a predicted model, not a curated record.
AUGGCGAAAACCUGGAGUGCCGCCACAAGGUUGGACUUUCCGCCUGAUCCCGCGAUUGCUGUGAUAUUCCGCGGCGGCGCGGACCUGGGCUCCGGUGAUGACGGUGAUAGCGAGGUCCGCGACGCCGCCACUUCGUACCCCGGUGAAAGUGAGAGGUGUAGUAGAAGGAUACGGCUGAGUAUCUCUUCAGUGUCUGGGCCCAAGCUCACUACGGGUUCAUCUAUUCAUUCAGUGAGAACCGUUGACCAGACCUAG